AUGUCGGCCCCGGACAUCAUUGUUGGCGACUUCUACCCCCACAUACGGGACGCCAUCCUCUCCCACCUAUUCAACUGUGACCUCUACAGUCUUCGAGCGACAUGUACGGCUCUUCGGGACGCCGUCGACCCUCUCACACUCGACACCCUCGUGAUCACGGGUCACCCCUAUCAUCCGAAGAUGCAGGUUUGCUGUCUUCACGGCAGGUCACCGGCGCUGUCUCCCUUCUUCGAUCCCUACUUCAAGAACGCCUCAGAUGCCACACUCCAGAGGUACCGCAUGCUCUUCUCUCGCGUCCGUGAGGUGGAAAUUCGGAGCAACCUCUACCACCAUUUCCGCCAUUGGUAUUUCGUCGACGAUGAUCCAGAUCCGUUUGCUCCAGGGACCACCCUGGGAGUGGUGCUUGGUACGAUCCCUCACAACAUCCGUCGCGUUCAGUACACUCUUGUGAAUGUGGAAUCCCUCAAGUUGUUUCGGGCGGGCGAGGGAGUCCCCGCUGAAGACAUUGUCCCGGCAUUCAAACACGCCAUUAACAGCGAAAUUCGCCUCGUUCACCCUAGCAUGUCUGAAAAGGAGGUGGACGAGAUGAUGGACAAGAUCGAGUUCAUGACCAAAGAGGAUUACAUUGCACGCGAGGGCAGCGACCAGUUAUGA
Messenger RNA from Apiotrichum porosum, 654 nucleotides. RefSeq lists its product as uncharacterized. The transcript is spliced from 2 exons. NCBI's taxonomy places the organism in Eukaryota, Fungi, Basidiomycota, Tremellomycetes, Trichosporonales, Trichosporonaceae. Bases 1 to 654 code for a protein of 217 amino acids. The record is from RefSeq and is a predicted model, not a curated record.